CAGACAGACCACAGGUGGUACAAAUCGGCAGUGCUGCAUCAUCUCCACUGACGCUCAACACCGAUGCCCCACCAGGGAUGUGUGCUCAGCCCCCUGCUAUACACCUUCAUUACCUACAACUGUGCAGACACACACAGCUCCAACACUAUCAUCUAUAUCGAAGGGACUGAGGUAGAGAGAGUCAGAUGCGUCAGAUUCCUGGGGAUUAACAUCAGUGAUGAUCUGAGCUGAUCACAUCAUGUGGAUGUGAUCACAAAAGCAGCAAGACAGCGGCUCCUUUUUCUGCAGUGGUUUGGCAUGGACCCCGGAAUUCUCACCAACUUGUAUCGAUGCACCAUCGAGAGUAUUCUGUCUGGCUAUAUCAUGGUCUGGCAGGCGGUUGUAAUGUCCUGGACAGCAAGCUCUAUGGAGGGUGGUCAGAUAAGCACAACAUAUAACCAGGUCUAAACUGCCAGCCAUCCAGGACUUCUACAGACAGCGUUUUAGGAGAAAGGCCCAGAAGAUAUUCUCUGAUACCAGCUACCCCAGCCAUACACAUCCAUCAGGACCGUUUUUGCCCAGAACCAAUCGGGCUACUGAACAGAAUAGAAUAGAAUAGCUCUUAAUUGUCAUUACACAUUGUAGGAUUCUGACCCAACACAACGUGUUUGUUUGGUUUGAGCUUUUUAUUGAACACACAGUGAUCUCCACACUCAUCUACCCUCUUGUCUCUGACAUCACUGAAUAAGGGAAAUCCUUGCCAGCCAGCACAAUCACAUCCACCUGUCCCUCCAGCCUCCCUGGCACCGCCCCUUGAGCUCACUGCACCACCCCUCCCCUGCAGCUGAGCUAAGGAUCACACCUCCACCACAUACAUGUGCAACGAAAUUGUGGCUGCUCCACACCAACUGUACAGUACUGCACAAUGGAAGUUCUGGUAAAGUCAAUAAAGGAAUUCCCACCUAUAGAAGAAUGGAAGGAGAAAACAUCAGAGUUGAAUGCAAAUUUCCUUACUCUGGAACCAACAAGUUCUUCUGUAAGGGAAAAUGUGAAAAACAAAAUAUCCUAAUUGAAACAACAGAGAAUGUAGCUAAAAAUGGCAGAUACAGCAUUCAGUAUGUAAAAAAAGGUUUUCUGUCAUCUGAUAUUCUGUAUGUGAGCAUCGCAAAGCUGAAAAGGUCGGACACGGGAACAUACAUGUGUCAUUUGACCAAAACUUGGGAUGGAAAUCUGAGCCAUGAGUUUUACAUUCUUGUCACAGAAGGCUCAACAACAAAAAUAGAAACAGCAACAACAACAGCAACAACAACAACAACAGCAACAACAACAACAACAGAGACUUCAGUCUUCAGUUCAGAAAGUGCUGGAGUUUCAUCAGUGUCCAUUGAAACCUCAAAACAGCCCGAGAGAUCGCCUGCAAGUUCAGCUACUGCAGGUAUGCUUCCUUAUGUGGGUCUGUUUCUGGCCAUUAUGAUCAUCCUCUUCUCGGCAGCUUUGCUGAUUUUCUGCAAGAAGAAGAGGGCCAGUAAACACAAAGGACCUUUGGAAAAUGAAAAUGGUGACAUCACACAGGUGAACCAGCUCUAUGAAGAGAUCAGAGAAAGGGACAAUUUACCUCCCAUAGGUGUGUCCUCAGCUUGCAUGUACCCCAAAUAUUCCCAAUCACAUGGAUUUGAAAACAUAGACCUCCGCAGCCUCAGCACCCCUCCUCAGAACACAGCUGAAGACAACUCAAAUAAUCUUCAUUACUCUGAAGUCGAUUUUUCCCACAUUCCUGCCACCAACAGCGCUCCAUCUCGUAAUGCAACUGAUGUUGUUUACUCCACACCUGUGGUACAUACCAGCCCUUUCAACCACACCAAAGAUUCUUCAUCUCCUCUGUACUCUGUAGUUAAAAAACGGUAUUAAUGCUGCCGAUGGCACCUUCCCUCUCACAAAGAUCAACAGGUGAUCGUAAUUCAUACAAAAUGAGGUUCUUUUCUGCUUAUUUAAGCGAACUGAAUGUUCAAACUAUUAGCCUCAGAUUAAUUUAUUUAAUUAUUUAGUUAUAUCUACUUUAACUUAACAGAUAACUGGUUGCAUGCAUACAUUUUGCAAACUGGAGUAUUUUCCAUUAACAAAUACAGGAAAACCCAACUGACUUGGAACAUCCAUUGCUGUAUGAGAGCAUGCAGUGGUCUCAGGUCAGUCAGCAGGUUUUUCUUGGAGGGACAUCUAUGAAUUGAGUUAGCGAAAUGUGUUACGGUCCUGGGUCGGUUCGACCCAGCAUUUUGAGUUCCUUAGGUUUUGGUUUAUCUCUGCAUUAUGGAUUAGUUCUUAUUCUCGGGUGAUGCUGUUUUGAUUGUGAUUGUAUUCUGUUUCUUUAAGCUAUCUGGGGAUGAUGAUGAUUAUUUCUGGUUUGGGUUUCGUUAUCCUGCCCUCAUGUUUAGUUUAGGUUGCCUGUGCUUAGUCUUCUCUGUCUGUCCAUGAUGUCCUUAUGCCUGCUUAUGAGUCUGCGUCUGUGUCUCUGUCUGUCGUGUGCUUCCUGUUUUAUUCUGUAGGUCUGUGUCCUAUGUCAGUGCGUUCAGCUUUGUGCUCUCCCUGUCUCGUCAGUGUAAUCAGCGUCAGCCGUGUCUCCCAGCUGUUUCCUCUUCGCUCCGUUCACCUCUUGUAUUUAGUGUCUGUGUCUUCCCCUACUCGGUGUCGCGUCGUCAACGUCUACUCACCCUCAGUUUCUGCUGUGUGUCCUGUUACCUGUUUUUGCCUGCCUGUUAGUUUAUAUUUUCCAGUUUAGUUAGUCUUCUGUUUGGUAAGCAGCCUGCAAUAAAGCAGUUCAUUCUGAGUUACUUUCGCUUCCGUGAGUCCUGCGUUUUGGGUCCUUCCUCUCUGCCUGCCUGCACACAGCCAUGACAGAACGACGCGACCAGUACACGGACCCAGCGGACUCACGGUGGAAGCGCAGCUCCCGUUUUGACGGGACCCGGCUAGCGCUUGGAGGGCCUCCGUGCUGCCUUUCCUCGCUAGCAGCCUACACUUCGGCCCGCUCAUCUGCUUCCUCCCCUCGGACGCCCCGGUCUCGCAGAAAACGCUCUAGCCGGUCCCGGGAGGAUUACUACGAGCCCGCAAGCAACCAGCUUACGCCGGCUCAGGCAUUCUAUAAGAUGUUAGGGAUUAUUAUUGUGCCACCCGACUCACCCAGCGUUUCCACAUCACAGCAGGAGCAGCCUCAGCCGAGUCAUCCCUCGUCGCAUUCUGCCAGCGCUGCUCCCUCUUCUACGAGUAAGCGGCGAACGCGCCGCCAGCACUCACCGCUCCAGCAGGAGCCUGGGACUCUUUUCGAACAACCGCCUAGGGUGAGUGACAAAGUCUCGCUACAUUCGCCUUCUGUGUCAAGGGAUAAACACACUGUUUCCCCCAAGGCCGCUAACGUCGGCUUCAUGAACUCUGGGACUCGUGUUUCUCCUGUUGGGGAAAAUGAAAGUAUUCGUUUUGAGAGUGAUCGUUUUCCUGUUGAGUCAAAAGACUGUGCGCCUAAAGCUCCUUCGGACCCAGGAGUUAAGACUGGAGGUAUUUAUCCUGGGGCUAUGGCUGUUCAGUUAGCCGCCCGGCCCGAAACUCAGUUAGCCGCCCGGCCCGAAACUCAGUUAGCCGCCCGGCCCGAAACUCAGUUAGCCGCCCGGCCCGAAACUCAGUUAGCCGCCCGGCCCGAAACUCAGUUAGCCGCCCGGCCCGAAACUCAGUUAGCCGCCCGGCCCGAAACUCAGUCGCCACCUCCACCACAUUCAGCCUCAUUACCCAUAGCACAGUCACAACCACAGCUAGACUCACUACAAGCCUUAUUACAAUCCAUAACCCAGUCAGUAGCUCGGUUAGCAGAAGAGUCACUAGCCUUAUCAUCCGGUCAGUCUCCAGUGUCCUCAUUACCUGUUGUUCAACCAUCUUCUCCACCGCUAGUUUCAUCCUCUCCUCAUCCGAUACUUCAGCCUGUAGCAGCCCAGUCCCCUGUAGCUCAGUCAUUCUCUCAAUCACCAGUUCCACCUUUACCACAACCACCACUACAACCUGUUCUUCAGUCAGUUCAGUCUCGUCCUGUUCUCCAGUCUGUUCAGUCGAGUUCAGUGCACUCUCUUGUAUUGCCAGCACCUCAGCCAUUAGCACUGCCCGCUCCUCAGCCACCAUCUCCACCCACUCAGUUGCAGGAGGAGGAUAGCCCCACACCGACUUUUGCUGCUCCUCAAGACCUGGCUAAAUCAGAGACUUUUACUCUUUCCAGGGCCUCCCCAGAGGUUAAAUAUCAGCGUUCAGUUAACUCUGGCCCCCUGGACAUAAAGAAGCCAGCUGAGGACUGCAAGCGGCAGUCACUACCUGAGCGGAAUCAAUGCUCCGUGCAGCUGCAGUCUGCUGUGUGUUUGCCAGAGGCCCGUGUGCCUGCUGGUUCUGUUCCGUCCCUGCCAGAGGCCCGUGUGCCUGCUGGUUCUGUUCCGUCCCUGCCAGAGGCCCGUGUGCCUGCUGGUUCUGUUCCGUCCCUGCCAGAGGCCCGUGUGCCUGCUGGUUCUGUUCCGUCCCUGCCAGAGGCCCCCGCGCCUGCUGGUUCUGUUCUGUGCCUGCCAGAGGUCCCCGCGCCUGCUGGUUCCGUUCUGUCCCUGCCAGGGGCCCCUGUGCCCGCUGGUUUUGUGACUGUCUCCGCUGGAGGGCCCGAGGAGCCCGUCCAGCCUCCUGUCUCCGCUGGAGGGCCCGAGGAGCCCGUCCAGCCUCCUGUCUCCGCUGGGGGGCCCGAGGAGCCCGUCCAGCCUCCUGUCUCCGCUGGGGGGCCCGAGGAGCCCGUCCAGCCUCCUGUCUCCGCUGGGGGGCCCGAGGAGCCCGUCCAGCCUCCUGCCUCGUCAGCUGGGGGGCCCGAGGAGCCCGUCCAGCCACCUGCCUCGUCAGCUGGGGGGCCCGAGGAGCCCGUCCAGCCACCUGCCUCGUCAGCUGGGGGGCCCGAGGAGCCCGUCCAGCCACCUGCCUCGUCAGCUGGGGGGCCCGAGGAGCCCGUCCAGCCACCUGCCUCGUCAGCUGGGGGGCCCGAGGAGCCCGUCCAGCCACCUGCCUCGUCAGCUGGGGGGCCCGAGGAGCCCGUCCAGCCACCUGCCUCGUCAGCUGGGGGGCCCGAGGAGCCCGUCCAGCCACCUGCCUCGUCAGCUGGGGGGCCCGAGGAGCCCGUCCAGCCACCUGCCUCGUCAGCUGGGGGGCCCGAGGAGCCCGUCCAGCCACCUGCCUCAUUCACGCCGCCUGCAGCGGCCUCCUCAUCUGCUUCAGCGCCGCCGGCGGCAGCAGCCACAUCGGCGUCACCUGCUGCAGCGCCUCCGUCUCCGGCUUCCACGCCGCCACCAGCUGCAGCCUCAGAGUCUCCACCCUCGCCAGCUGCAGCCUCCUCAUCACCUGCAUCACCCACGCCGUCGUCUGGUCCAGCUCCAGCUUCACCCACGCCGUCGCCUGGUCCAGCCUCCGAGUCUGCGUCGCCGUCGCCUGGUCCAGCCUCCGAGUCUGCGUCGCCGUCGCCUGGUCCAGCCUCCGAGUCUGCGUCGCCGUCGCCUGGUCCAGCCUCCGAGUCUGCGUCGCCAUCGCCUGGUCCAGCCUCCGAGUCUGCGUCGCCAUCGCCUGGUCCAGCUGCGGCCUCAUCCUCAUCUGCAGCGCCACCGUCUCCGGCUUCCACGCCGUCGCCUGCAGCGCCACCGUCUCCGGCUUCCACGCCGUCGCCUGCAGCGCCACCGUCUCCGGCUUCCACGCCGUCGCCUGCAGCGCCAUUCUCGUCUGGUCCAGGCUCCGAGCCUCCGGCUUCGCCUGGCCCAGAUUCAGCAUCAGCUCCAGCGUCGCCUGCAGCAGCAGCCUCCUCGUCGCCAGCUCCAGCGUCGCCAGCACCAGCACCUGCUUCGGCUUCGGCUACGGCUUCGUCCUCGCCUGGUCCAGCCUCUGCUUCGGCUUCAGCUUCUCCUGUCCGGCCGCUUUCCAGGCCUAUGACUGGACGUCCUUGCCGUCGUGGACGGUCCCCUUCCGGGCCGAUGGUUGGGCGUCGCCGCCACUGCUUUCCGCGUGGCCGGCCUCCAGACUGCCUUCGUUUGCCUCGCCGCCGUUGCCGCCAGCACGGUCGGCCUCCUGAACUGAUUUCUCGCCGCCGCCGUUGCCGUCCGCACGGUCGGCCCCCUGAACUGUCUCCUCGCCACUGCCUACUGCGUGGCUCACCUUCGGACCUGCCCCGCUACCGCUGCUUUUCGCAUGGUCGGCCUCCGGAACUGAACUGUUUUGGCCUCCGGUGCUGUCGGCCUCCGGGUCGGCCCCUUGAACUUGGCCGUCUGGGCCUUUUGGACUCUGUCCCUCCGUCCUGGACCCCCACCGCCCGCCCUGGUCGGGUCGUUUUCUGUUUUUUGGGUUUUGGGGUUGAAUUCUGUUUUGUGGUCGGGUUUUGUGUUUCUGUUGGGCUGUCUGGGGCCAGCCCUUGAGGGGGGGGUACUGUUACGGUCCUGGGUCGGUUCGACCCAGCAUUUUGAGUUCCUUAGGUUUUGGUUUAUCUCUGCAUUAUGGAUUAGUUCUUAUUCUCGGGUGAUGCUGUUUUGAUUGUGAUUGUAUUCUGUUUCUUUAAGCUAUCUGGGGAUGAUGAUGAUUAUUUCUGGUUUGGGUUUCGUUAUCCUGCCCUCAUGUUUAGUUUAGGUUGCCUGUGCUUAGUCUUCUCUGUCUGUCCAUGAUGUCCUUAUGCCUGCUUAUGAGUCUGCGUCUGUGUCUCUGUCUGUCGUGUGCUUCCUGUUUUAUUCUGUAGGUCUGUGUCCUAUGUCAGUGCGUUCAGCUUUGUGCUCUCCCUGUCUCGUCAGUGUAAUCAGCGUCAGCCGUGUCUCCCAGCUGUUUCCUCUUCGCUCCGUUCACCUCUUGUAUUUAGUGUCUGUGUCUUCCCCUACUCGGUGUCGCGUCGUCAACGUCUACUCACCCUCAGUUUCUGCUGUGUGUCCUGUUACCUGUUUUUGCCUGCCUGAUUAGUUUAUAUUUUCCAGUUUAGUUAGUCUUCUGUUUGGUAAGCAGCCUGCAAUAAAGCAGUUCAUUCUGAGUUACUUUCGCUUCCGUGAGUCCUGCGUUUUGGGUCCUUCCUCUCUGCCUGCCUGCACACAGCCAUGACAGAAAUGGCUUCUUUCACAUGUAGAAAUUUACCUCAAGUGGUUUCUUUCUUGCCCAAACUUAACAAAACUGAGACUGAAAAGUGAAUAAUGGCAUGAAAAGCUGCAGAAAACUCAAAAACAUUCUGUCAGAAAACCCUAAAGACAAGUUCCACUAGAGACAGUUUCCAUAUACUUUCUGUUGGCAAUGUAAACAAGCAAAAAAAAUAAAUAAAUAAAUGGGCACAACACCAAAUUGAAUUAUAGGCCCCUAGCAUUGCUCACAAACCUGCUUGUUUGUGUAAUUUUGUACUAACACAGACACUGAAAGUACUGUGUUAAUUGUUUUUAUAAUCUUAACAAUAUCACAGUUCUGUGGGUUAUUGGAUUUGCACAAGGAUCUUUAUGUUCUUAUUUUAGUUUGCUUCAUUGUGCUCAACCUGAUUUUUAAAUCUUAAUUAAAAUAAACAUGAACAUCGACAGAUUUAACUGUAUGGUCUUGAUUGUUGGCAAAAUAUUUUUAUAAAUAA
This is a messenger RNA of Pelmatolapia mariae (spotted tilapia), 7606 nucleotides long. Its product is annotated as basic proline-rich protein-like. The transcript is spliced from 7 exons. The record is from RefSeq and is a predicted model, not a curated record. The coding region runs from base 2865 to 6434 and encodes 1189 amino acids. NCBI's taxonomy places the organism in Eukaryota, Metazoa, Chordata, Actinopteri, Cichliformes, Cichlidae.